This is a messenger RNA of Amphibalanus amphitrite, 3213 nucleotides long. Its product is annotated as cardioacceleratory peptide receptor-like. The record is from RefSeq and is a predicted model, not a curated record. Gene Ontology annotation, cellular component: membrane. Lineage: Eukaryota; Metazoa; Arthropoda; Thecostraca; Balanomorpha; Balanidae. Gene Ontology annotation, molecular function: vasopressin receptor activity. Bases 627 to 1970 code for a protein of 447 amino acids. Gene Ontology annotation, biological process: G protein-coupled receptor signaling pathway. The transcript has 11 exons.
GGCGGGGAGCGGAGAUGGACCGCGGACAGCGCGUCCCUGUGUGAUAGAGCGUGUGCUUUACGUCCUGUGAGUCGGGCUCGUGAGAAGUGUGGGUACGGCGCCUAGUGAGCACCAUCGAGGACGACUCAGUGGAGAAACGGGGCAUGGACACCGCUUAUCACUACGACCGCGACAGUCACGGCAUGGCAGUUUUGCGUGAAGCUGCUAAUCAGCCAAGAGUCCGCUGACAGCGCAAACUUCGAAAAAGUAUCUGCAACAGAAAAGGAAGUCUUCUGUCUCCAUAACAACUAAACACAGCCGAGAAAAUCACAUCGGAUAAAUUGAAGAUGGCUGUGUUUGUGCGAACAAGUUAAGUCCUUAUGACAUAAGCCUUGAGGGUCACGAAAAAAGAAGCGAGCAGUAAGAAACGGAGCCAAUCCAUGUUGUUUACAGCGAUACGGACAUUCGUCAAAUGACAGGUUGUGCGUCAGUUGCGGUCAGUCUCGGUGCCCUCCGAGCAGAAAUCUGUAGCGCCUCCUAGAGUGACGUCAUCACCAGCAGCGCCUCCCUGUGACGUCACCAGCCGCAGCGCCUCCCAGUGACGUCACCAGCAGACGAGCGGCCGCUGUGGACAUCAGCCAGUGAACAUGACGUCCACGCUACCAGAGGAGCCGGCGAUGGAGGGCCUGGAGAACAACAGUAGCACCGCUGACGCCAAUGCCACCAGCCUGGACAGCUUUUACUUUUACAAGGUGGAGCAGCUUACCUUUCUCUGCAUCAUGUUCGCCGUCAUCGUCUGCGCCAACUCACUGCUGCUCAUCAGCCUCGUGUCGGCCAAGUCGAGAAAGUCCAGAACCAACUUCUUCAUCAUGCACCUGGCGCUGGCAGAUCUGUUGGUGGGCCUCAUCAGUGUCGUUACCGACGUCGUUGGAAAGUUUACCGUGGUCUGGUACGGCGGAGCUAUCGCCUGUAAAAUCGUCAAAUACUUCCAGGUUCUGGUGACCUUCUCGUCCACAUAUGUGCUGGUGGCACUCAGCAUAGACCGGUGUGACGCCAUCAUACACCCGAUGCGAUUUAUCGGCAGCUGGCGCCGAGCUCGAAUGCUAGUCGUGGGGGCGUGGACCGUGAGUGCCCUGUUUGCCUCGCCAAUGCUGGUUCUGUUCGACACAACGUGGUUCGCAGAACACCAGAUGACCCAGUGCUGGAUCGACCUGGGCGAGCCAAACUCGUUCGAGUGGCAGCUGUACAUGGUACUCAUCAGCGUGGUACUCUUCAUCAUUCCGGCGGUCAUCAUCAUCUGCUGCUACUCGGUCAUCCUCUGCACACUCUGGAGCAAGGGGCGCAUGCUCAAAAUGACCACCGACCUCGAAAACCACCGGUUCGCCCGCGCGACCAACACAGCUGCAGGGAAGAGAGCCGAGGACUGCGACCUUCGUCGGGCCAGUUCUCGCGGUCUGAUACCAAAGGCGAAAAUAAAGACAGUCAAGAUGACGUUUGUCAUUGUAUUCGUGUUCAUCUUAUGCUGGAGUCCGUACUUCGUGUUCGACUUGCUGCAAGUGUUCGGGCACCUGCCGCGCACACAAACCACCAUCGCGGUGGCCACCUUCAUCCAGAGUCUGGCACCCCUCAACUCGGCCGCCAACCCCAUCAUCUACAUCAUUUUCUCCAACAACGUCUGCAGAAACCUCAGGCGUCUGUCGGCGGUGGAGUGGCUGGUGAAGCGACUGCCCUGCUGCCGUCGAUGGGCGCCCAGUCGGCCGUCGGUUACGACGUCGACGUUCCGUUACGGCACCGACUUCACCACAAUGUCCGACUCGCGCUCCCGCAGCGCGCACACGCAGACACGAUCCAUCGUUCAACGAGGCGACGGCCUACGGAACUAUGGUGCUGCCACCUCGGGGCCGCAAACGGAAACUCACCUUCAGCCAGAUGGCGCUACGACACAGACAGUGCCGGAGCGGACUGCCCUGAGCGGCUCUGUGCGAGUCUGAGUCCUGCCUGCAGCACUCACGAAAAGUCCUCAGUUUGAGAUGGAGGCGGAUAAAGGGCCAGGCUGCAUGUAGAUGACCGAGAGGUCAUGUGCUUUGUUGGUGUCAAGAUGAGACGUCAUUGUGGAACGCCAAUUGUAAAUAAUGUGCUGUAUGCUCUUACGUACGAACAAAUGUGUGGCGGUUAUUUAUGUGUGCAAUGCCAGAGACGAUCAAUGUGUGGAUGUUUCAAUGGAAGUGGAUAUUUAUGUAGUCCUCGAGGAGGGACACCAUCACCUAUCCGUGCUUCUAUCUUCAGGAUACUGAAAUCCUUCUCCUCCAAGCCGCAAUCCCCCUCCGGGCUGGACAGGCAACUUUAUCUCAUGCGGGCUGCUCCCUUGGAGCGGCACCGCUGCUCCCGAGGGAGCGCACCCCGUAGCCGGGUGCAGUGAGUGCCUUGGGGCUGGAUGGCCUGUCCUCUGGACAGGCUCAGCCCCGGCGACUCACUAGGGUGCCUGCCCAGACCAAUGUCUCCCCCUAAUUCCUAUCAUCCUUCCGGCUCUGCAAUGGUCUUGUCGACCGAAAGGGCCUAACCCAACAAAACAAAAACAAACAAACAAGGGACACCAUGUCGGGACCUUGGCCUCGGACAGCCAGAUGCACUCAGCACAAAUAAUGAUAAAUAUUUAUCGAAUCGUCUCGGGAUUUACCAUGCUUUAGCUCGAUGUCCAUCGGAUUAAAAAACUGCAUGGGUGCUGAGGCCUGAAAAUAUAACAUUUAUCACUACUAACACGAACCUAAGUAUCGUUUAAAGACAUUUUUUUUGUUGUUUCCUCAACAAACGCCUAUUGUUGAGGAAAAAUUAUCAUGGCGAAGAAAACAAGUUCUAGGUACGUACAUCGCUUUAUGAAUAUGAACUUUAACGACAAUGACAAAGCCAUGAGAUCUUAGGCGGACGGAAAUUGACAAUCAUGGCUCAUUUUUUAUGACGACGAUGACAAUGAUGGUUGAUGUGUCAAUCCACCUGUCUGAGCUUCAUCACAGUAGGCAUUGUUGAGAGGCUCAGGCAAGCCUCUUGGUUGUCGGCUGUCGCCUUGUUUUGAUGCCGUCUGAGUGUACAUAUACCUACCUAUGUGUGUGUGUGACGUUGCCUGUCGGUUUAUGUGACGUGUGUCCGUGGGCGUGAGUAUCGAUUCGAUACCAAAAACACAGGGGCCGACUGACCGUGUUAUUUAUGUUAAGUGUAAAUAAACCUGUAAUUUGUCAA